Gorilla gorilla gorilla (western lowland gorilla) is the source of this 5271-nucleotide messenger RNA. It is a transcript of the gene ELF4, whose product is annotated as E74 like ETS transcription factor 4. Gene Ontology annotation, cellular component: nucleus. The record is from RefSeq and is a predicted model, not a curated record. NCBI's taxonomy places the organism in Eukaryota, Metazoa, Chordata, Mammalia, Primates, Hominidae. The transcript is spliced from 9 exons. The coding region runs from base 534 to 2525 and encodes 663 amino acids. Gene Ontology annotation, molecular function: DNA-binding transcription factor activity, RNA polymerase II-specific; sequence-specific DNA binding. Gene Ontology annotation, biological process: cell differentiation; regulation of transcription by RNA polymerase II.
UCCUUCGCGCCCGCCCCAGCCGCCGCCUGCGGGGACGUGUGUGUUUCUAGUGCAAUUUCCCCUUUCGCUCGCUCGUUUCGGUGCAGGUCUGCGCCGGUUCGCGCCCCCUCCCCUGGCGCCCCUGCCGCCCCGUGUCUUGGCCCGGCCCUCCCCGGCGUCCGCCCCGCUCCCCGCGCCCUCCACCCCGCCCCCCGCCCCGUUUUAUCAGGGGCGCCGCCGUCUCACCUGGUAUUUGCAUCUCUCUCUCCAACUUGCCAUUGGCGGCGCGAAGUGUGGGAGAGCCCUGCGCCUCGCCCGCCCGGACCAGCCUGCCCCGGCGCCGAGGUCGCUCCUGUGGUUGGUCCAGCCCAGAAUGCAGCCUUGAGCCUGGCUUAGGCCACCACCUACUCCAGCUCUCUCCACCCCCUAUUUUACCGCAGCUCAGGGGGUAGGCUCUAGGCUCCAAAGUACCUGGGUAUUGUCCCUUCAUCAAGAAAGCCCCACAGCUCUGGAGGGCUCUGAUAAUCCCAUUGUCAGCUCUCUGAAAAGACAGCAUGGCUAUUACCCUACAGCCCAGUGACCUGAUCUUUGAGUUCGCAAGCAACGGGAUGGAUGAUGAUAUCCACCAGCUGGAAGACCCCUCUGUGUUCCCAGCUGUGAUCGUGGAGCAGGUACCCUACCCUGAUUUACUGCAUCUGUACUCGGGACUGGAGUUGGACGACGUUCACAAUGGCAUCAUAACAGACGGGACCUUGUGCAUGACGCAGGAUCAGAUCCUGGAAGGCAGUUUUUUGCUGACAGAUGACAAUGAGGCCACCUCGCACACCAUGUCAACCGCGGAAGUCUUACUCAAUAUGGAGUCUCCCAGCGAUAUCCUGGAUGAGAAGCAGAUCUUCAGUACCUCCGAAAUGCUUCCAGACUCGGACCCUGCACCAGCUGUCACUCUGCCCAACUACCUGUUUCCUGCCUCUGAGCCCGAUGCCCUGAACAGGGCGGGUGACACUAGUGACCAGGAGGGGCAUUCUCUGGAGGAGAAGGCCUCCAGAGAGGAAAGUGCCAAGAAGACUGGGAAAUCAAAGAAGAGAAUCCGGAAGACCAAGGGCAACCGAAGUACCUCACCUGUCACUGACCCCAGCAUCCCCAUUAGGAAGAAAUCAAAGGAUGGCAAAGGCAGCACCAUCUAUCUGUGGGAGUUCCUCCUGGCGCUUCUGCAAGACAGAAACACCUGUCCCAAGUACAUCAAGUGGACCCAGCGAGAGAAAGGCAUCUUCAAACUGGUGGACUCCAAAGCUGUGUCCAAGCUGUGGGGGAAGCAGAAAAACAAGCCUGACAUGAACUAUGAGACAAUGGGGCGGGCACUAAGAUACUACUACCAAAGAGGCAUCCUGGCCAAAGUGGAAGGGCAGAGGCUGGUAUACCAGUUUAAGGAGAUGCCCAAGGACCUGGUGGUCAUUGAAGAUGAGGAUGAGAGCAGCGAAGCCACAGCAGCCCCACCUCAGGCCUCCACGGCCUCUGUGGCCUCCGCCAGUACCACCCGGCGAACCAGCUCCAGGGUCUCAUCCAGAUCUGCCCCCCAGGGCAAGGGCAGCUCUUCUUGGGAGAAGCCAAAAAUUCAGCAUGUCGGUCUCCAGCCAUCUGCGAGUCUGGAAUUGGGACCGUCGCUAGACGAGGAGAUCCCCACUACCUCCACCAUGCUCGUCUCUCCAGCAGAAGGCCAGGUCAAGCUCACCAAAGCUGUGAGUGCAUCUUCAGUGCCCAGCAACAUCCACCUAGGAGUGGCCCCCGUGGGGUCGGGCUCGGCCCUGACCCUGCAGACGAUCCCACUGACCACGGUGCUGACCAAUGGGCCUCCUGCCAGUACUACUGCUCCCACUCAGCUCGUUCUCCAGAGUGUUCCAGCGGCCUCUACUUUCAAGGACACCUUCACUUUGCAGGCCUCUUUCCCCCUGAACGCCAGUUUCCAAGACAGCCAGGUGGCAGCCCCAGGGGCUCCACUGAUUCUCAGUGGCCUCCCCCAACUUCUGGCUGGGGCCAACCGUCCGACCAACCCAGCGCCACCCACGGUCACAGGGGCUGGACCAGCAGGGCCCAGCUCUCAGCCCCCUGGGACUGUCAUUGCUGCCUUCAUCAGGACUUCUGGCACUACAGCAGCCCCUGGGGUCAAGGAGGGGCCACUGAGGUCCUCCUCCUAUGUUCAGGGUAUGGUGACGGGGGCCCCCAUGGAGGGGCUGCUGGUUCCUGAAGAGACCCUGAGGGAGCUCCUGAGAGAUCAGGCUCAUCUUCAGCCACUUCCAACCCAGGUGGUUUCCAGGGGUUCCCACAAUCCGAGCCUUCUGGGCAACCAGACUUUGUCUCCUCCCAGCCGCCCCACUGUUGGGCUGACCCCAGUGGCUGAACUUGAGCUCUCCUCAGGCUCAGGGUCCCUGUUGAUGGCUGAGCCUAGUGUGACCACAUCUGGGAGCCUUCUGACAAGAUCCCCCACCCCAGCCCCCUUCUCCCCAUUCAACCCUACUUCCCUCAUUAAGAUGGAGCCCCAUGACAUAUAAGCAAAGGGGUCAGGGCAAGUGUGACCCACCAGGCAAAAUUGAGCAGCAUUUUCAUAGGGACCGACUUCAGUAGCACACCUGCCCCUGCAUUUCAGUGGGAUGUCAAUACACUUGACCCCAAGUCCCCCGGCCCUGCCUGGUGUCACUGUGGCCAAACAGUGCCCAGCUUAAGCAUCCCUGGCAUCAGACUAUGGCCUUCAAGAGCACUAGGGCAUAUGCUUUUGGCAGCAUAACGGGCUGACUUGGUGAUGGAGGGAAAAAGCCUUGAGCCAGGCAGAAGUUUGUGGCCAGGGUUUGUGCAGCAGCUUUGUGAGAAGAGCCCUUCUACCUGGCUCUAUCUCACUGGCUGCAUUCCCUACACAGGGAAUUUACUACCCUAUAUGUGAAUAUCCCUGUAUGUACUUGUGUGUACUUGUUGGUCUGUAUCUUAGUUUCUUUGGGGAGGACAGGGCUGUAGCUGUGAGGUCUUGUCUCCAAGGGUGUGUGUAUGUCUCCGUGGAUCAGCCACAGGGAUAGGGAUUUUGUUUUUAAGGGAAAGCAUUCUCUAAUUCCCUUUGUUCAUGCCAAGAUUCAGUUGCUCUGAGACUAUGGGGUACAAGUUUGAUCCCCCGAAUCUGGAGAUGUUGUAGAGCUGGAACGAGUGCAGAGUAGGAACGCUUUGAUGCGCAUGCACAUUGGGGAAGAUGCGCUCCUCAGGGACACGAAGGCCGAGUAGGGUAAAACCACGAGGGGAGGGAAGGGAAGUCAGCUCUGGGAGCAGCCCUCACUGGCUGGACCAAGGUACUCUUCCUGGAGUUUGCCGUGUCAGCAACCACAGUCACCUUGCAGUCAGGCUGGAAUCUUGGGCCACCCCAGAGUGCUUUGCUGAAGGAUUCAGACGGGGCUGCAGUGCCCUCCAGCCUCAGAGCUAGCCACAAAGCCCCCAGAGCUGAAUUCAUUGAGUAUUUGUGCCUAGGGCUUGGGCUGUUUGUGUGAUACCGGCCCCCCCGCCAGACAAUAGCCUUUGCUGACACCCCAGCCUACUUCCCCGAUCCUGGGCUCCCUCUUGAUUACUUUUUGACAUUUUCAAGCUGUCAGGCAUCACUGGGGCUACUCUGGCAGCGACCUAGAUGGGGUCCACCCCCAUUCCUGCUCAAGCAUGGGCACCUACCACAUGGUUUCUGCUGCUCAGCCUGCCUGCAACUCACCUCGAAGGCGGACCAGCCUGCCUCUAUGAUGACUGCAGCAGACCUCCUUGGGUGGACCAAUGCCCCUCAUCUCCCACUUUCACACCUAACCCUGAUUCCUUCACCAAGAAGACGGGAGUCGGCAGCCAGGAGUUCCCGUGGCACCUCUCUCUCUUCGUGGCUCCCUGCUUCCCCCUUCCCUCUUUCCGAGGAAGGGUCAACCUAUUCUCUCUCAAAGCCAACCCCUAGGCCAAUUGCCUGGAUCUCCUCCCCUCUCCCUUCUUUAAACGAGCUUGCCUCCCUCCUGCCAAGUUUGAGGGCAAGGCUAAGAAAUGUCAGCCACGGAAACAACUCUAUUAUCUGGUGACUUUGGGUAAUGUGAAUCAGUGCCUGAGGACCUUUGCUGUGUCCUUGGUACAAAACCAUCCACUUGACCUAACUACCUCCCCUGGCCGCGCUCUCGCUCUUCUCUUCUUCGUCAAGCCAACAACUAUCACCCUCUCCCACUCUUCUUCUCCCUGCCCCCUGGAGGGCACUGUGUUUGGUUGUGCAAAUCUAUUUACUAUGCGUGUUUCCAGCAGUUGGCAUUAAAGUGCCUUUUUCUAAUAAAAUCAGUUUAUUAUGACAGUUUCCUGAUGGUUGAAAGUAAGCAUCUUGAUAAAGGGUCACCAUUAAAAAAAAAUUUUGCAUAAAGGUGCUGCAUGGGUUGGGGUAGCCCCGCCCCCACCUGAAAUCUGGUUUCUGCCACCCCUACUCCAACUCCAUGGAAACUCAUUGCUGGAAGGUCAUCAAUGACCUCAUGGUGAAAUCAAAUGUCUUCUUCACAGUUCUCAGGCCCCCGUGAGCCCACACUAGCUGGGCUCUCCUGCAUCCCCGAUCACCCUUUCCGGGGCUAGUUCUUCACCUACCACUUCCGACGUGGCUGUUCAAGAAUCUCAUCCAUUUUGGGCUCAUUUUGGCUCCUCGGAGAUGGGUCCUAAAUGUAGAGCUCCAGUCCCAACCUUUCUCUUAAGCUCCUGGCUCACAUUUCCAGCAAUCUGCUGGACAUUUCCAUGUGGGUGCUUGUCAGCUCCUUAAAGAUAGCCCCUCUAUCAACAAUGUUUUUGUUUGUUUGUUUGUUUUUGAGUCAGAGUCUUGCUCUGUCGGCUGGAGUGCAGUGGUGCGAUCUCGGUUCACUGCAACCUCUGCCUCCCAGGCUCAAGUGAUUCUCCUGCCUCAGCCUCCUGAGUAGCUGGGAGUACAGGCACAUGCCACCAUGACCCAGCUAAUUUUUGUAUUUUCAGUAGAGCCAGGGUUUCACCAUUUCGGCCAGGCUGGUCUCGAACUCCUGGCCUCAAGUGAUCCACCCACCUUGGCCUCCCAAAGUGCUGGGAUUACAGGCGUGAGCAACCACGGCUGGCCAACAAUGGAUUUUUAAAUUAUUUCCACGCUCACAAAAAACCUUUCCAAGAUGACGGGUUGAUGGGUGCAGCAAACCACCAUGGCACAUGUAUACCUAUGUAACAAACCUGCACAUUCUGCACAUGUAUCCCAGAACUUAAAGUAUAAUAAUAAUAAUAAUAAAAUCAAGCAAACAAAAA